UGUUACUAGUCUCAUGGGUACCUCUCAAGAAGUUGAACUCCACAAGAACCAAGGAUAUGAUAAUUGUGAUCAUGAUUCUACUGGUAAUAACCACGAGAUGGAGGACGACUUCUCAUCAUCUUCAACAACAACGAAAACCAGCAGAAGAAGCCAUACAUGGUGGUUAAGGAUCACUGUCUACGCCGUCUUCCUCGUCGCGGGCCAGUCGUCCGCGACGCUGUUGGGAAGAUUUUACUAUGACAAAGGAGGGAACAGCAAGUGGAUUGCAACUCUCGUCCAAUCCGCCGGCUUUCCCUCCUUGAUCCCGCUCUUCUUCUUCUUCUCCCGCUCCUAUAAAACCUCUCCCCCUGGGCCCACGACCACAAGCUUGAGCCGAGAGGGAAAUGGCCCACUCUGCCGCCCGAGAGAGCGGUUUGUUUGCCUGGGGUUCCUAUACGUGUUCUUCGGGGUCCUCCUGGCGGGGGACAACAUGAUGUACUCCUACGGCCUCCUCUUCCUCCCCGUGUCGACGUAUUCCCUCCUCUGCGCCACCCAGUUGGCAUUCAACGCCGCCUUCUCCUUCUUCAUCAACGCCCAGCGCUUCACGGCAUUGCUCCUCAACUCCCUCGUCGUCGUCACCGUUUCCGCUGCCCUUCUCGCCGUCCACUCCGAUGAUACGACAGCGUCGAGAGUGUCCAGGGGGAAGUACGUGGCGGGGUUCUUGUGUACCGUUGGCGCUUCCGCCGCCUAUUCCCUCUACCUCUCCCUCUUGGUUUGUGCCCUCCUCCUAACUCAAAUCUUUUAUAUAUAGAUGUGCACAUACAUUAUAGUAUAGUAUAAAAUCACCAAAUCAGACAAAACAAAAAUAGAAAAAGAACAACUGGUUAAUGAGAUAUUGAGUUGCGGUAGAAAAUCAAUUGAGCUUGAUCUUCAUAUGUUUCAAUAUUGGUUUUCUUCAUAAAACUUUCACAUUUUUUAAAAUGACUAAUACAUCCAAAUAAAGUUAUUGCAAUAUAUUCUAUCUAUUUUG
This is a messenger RNA of Cuscuta campestris, 1009 nucleotides long. Lineage: Eukaryota; Viridiplantae; Streptophyta; Magnoliopsida; Solanales; Convolvulaceae. The record is from the annotation of a GenBank genome assembly.